Molecule: messenger RNA, 4952 nt
Organism: Myotis brandtii (Brandt's bat)
Lineage: Eukaryota; Metazoa; Chordata; Mammalia; Chiroptera; Vespertilionidae
Gene: NAPEPLD
Product: N-acyl phosphatidylethanolamine phospholipase D
Exons: 5
Coding region: 749-2047 (432 amino acids)
Biological process (GO): N-acylphosphatidylethanolamine metabolic process; N-acylethanolamine metabolic process
Cellular component (GO): membrane-bounded organelle; cytoplasm
Molecular function (GO): zinc ion binding; N-acylphosphatidylethanolamine-specific phospholipase D activity
Source: RefSeq, a predicted model, not a curated record
UACUGAAGUCAUAGAAAUAAUAUCUGGCUUUCCGUUAUUGUGCUUAUUUCCUUAGGAUUAUAGUGUAUUAAGUGUAUGCAUUGUAUUUAAACUAGAAAGAAAGCAAAUAUUUGUUUAGGAAAUAGGAAAGAAAUGAAAUUCAUGGCAGAUGAAUGCAUAUUCUUAGUAUAUUGUUUAUCAUUUUUGUGUUUGGAGCCCUGUAUAUGUAGUUCAAAAUCAAGGGUUAAGUGGUGGUGGUGGCAGCAGUAAUAACAAGGUCAGCAACAACCGUUGUCAUCAUGUGCAUACAUGUGUGUUACAUUUGUUGUAUACACAUUGCUAAGUAUUUUACUUGUAUUAGCUUUUCAGAUCCUCUCAAUAAACCCCACAAGCAGGAAAUCUUAUUAUCUCCAUUUUAUACACGAGAGAUCAGGAAAUUUACCUAGGCUACACACUGACUUUGCAGUUUUAAAUCUGAGUUCAUUCAAAUUUGUAUUGUUCACUCUUACUUUUUAAAAAUGUCUCUGAAUAUGUUGUUUUUCUCCUUUCUUGUGAUUUGGACUCAUUGCACUUUUCAGGGGGCAUGGAAACAGAUGAUCUUCAAAUGAAAAAUGACUAGGCCUAGUGGGUCUUAUGUAAAUCACUUGAAUUACUGAGGUAUCCUCAAGGAAAUACGGUAUUCCUUACUAGGUUAUUAACAAUAAUAUUUUUACAAUUCAGGUAUGAAAAUAUUACAGAUUCAUGAAGGUGCUUUAAUUUAUUCUACAAGAUGUCAUCAAAAUGGAAAAUUUCAUGUUUAAAUGCUGGCUGGUGGACUAGAUUGUUUUUGAUUACUGCUGAUAAGGACUUUAAAAGGUUUGGCAGGAAUAGUUCUCCAAAGGACAUGGAUGAAAAUGAAAGCAACCAGUCCCUGAUGACAAGCAGCCAAUAUCCUAAAGAAGUAGUAAGAAAACGCCAAAAUUCUGCACGGAAUUCUGGAGGAAGUACUUCUUCUAGGUUUUCCAGGAAAAGUUUCAAACUGGAUUACAGACUAGAGGAAGAUGUAACUAAAUCAAGGAGAGGGAAGGAUGGGCGAUUUGUGAAUCCUUGGCCAACAUGGAAAAGUCUCUCUAUCCCAAAUAUCCUCAGAUGGCUGAUAAUGGAAAAAGAUCACAGCAGCAUUCCGAGUUCCAAAGAGGAACUUGAUAAAGAACUCCCUGUGCUUAAGCCAUAUUUUAUCAAUGACCCUGAAGCAGCUGGAGUGAGCGAAGCUGGCCUAAGAGUCACGUGGCUGGGACAUGCCUCGGUAAUGGUGGAAAUGGAUGAGCUCAUCUUUCUCACAGACCCCAUGUUUAGCUCUCGUGCUUCGCCGUCGCAGUACAUGGGUCCGAAGCGUUUUCGGCAGGCGCCGUGCUCUGUCAGUGAGCUCCCCGCCAUAGACGCGGUCCUCAUCAGUCACAGCCACUACGACCACCUGGACUACAGUUCUGUCAUCUCUCUGAACGAGCGAUUUGGUAAUGACCUGAGGUGGUUUGUGCCGUUGGGUCUCCUCGACUGGAUGCAGAAAUGUGGCUGUGAGAACGUGAUCGAGCUGGACUGGUGGGAGGAGAACUGUGUCCCCGGACAUGACAAGGUCACCUUUGUCUUGACACCUUCCCAGCACUGGUGUAAAAGGACUCUAUGGGAUGACAACAAGGCUCUGUGGGGUAGCUGGUCUGUGUUGGGCCCUUGGAAUCGGUUUUUUUUCGCCGGAGACACUGGUUAUUGCCCUGUUUUUGAAGAGAUAGGAAGAAGGUUUGGACCUUUUGACCUUGCAGCUAUUCCCAUUGGAGCAUAUGCACCAAGGUGGUUUAUGAAAUACCAGCAUGUGGACCCAGAAGAAGCUGUAAGGAUUCACAUUGAUGUUCAAGCAAAGAAAUCUGUGGCCAUUCACUGGGGAACUUUUGCCUUAGCAAAUGAGCAUUACUUAGAGCCUCCAGUGAAACUGAAUGAGGCUCUAGAAAGGUAUGGACUUAAGAAUGAAGACUUUUUCGUCUUGAAGCAUGGAGAAUCAAGAUACGUACAUACCAGUGAUGAAAGCUUUGAAUAAAUAUGAGCACAGGAGCUUUUAAUGAAAUAAAUUUGAUAUAAAUUUGAAAGUAUGUGAUUAUGAUUUUUUAUAUUAGGAAACUUCCUUUACAUUUGCAAGUUUCUGUUUUAUGUUUCAUGUAGUAACUUUACUAAUACGACUGCCAGUUCACAUAAAGAGUUCAGGUAUAGGUUAAGUAAUGAAUUGGCUAAAACUGAUUUUAAAGACUCAUUUCUGUUCUUUUCUUAAGGGCCUUCUGCAAGGUUAGUCAAGCCUGUGUACAUAAGUAGAUAUUUUUCAGAGGACUGCUCACAUAAAUGUAUUUCUUACAUUCACACUAGAGUAAUGAUAAAAUUGACUCUCACAUGCUUAUAGCACUUCUUACUCUGAGUAGCUUACAUGCCAAAUAUUAAGUGAUAUAUUUUUUAAGCAUAAAAACAUAGAAGAGGUUAGGCUAAGUUACAUUUGUAAAGACUUUUUUUUAAAAAGAAAGGAACAGUAUAUUUCUAUUGCAUGCCUACAAUCCCUAAAUCAAAAGCCCCGACAGAAUAAGGGAGUGUGGUUAUGAGAAUGUGAUUUAUGAAAUUUUCUAUUUUUAAUCUAAAUGUCAGACGCUAAGCACAAAUAUAGCUGCAAGGAAAUAUUUUACAAAGCUAAAUGCAGAUCUUAAGUGUUAAUAUACCAUGCACUUUGAAUUAAAUUUUAUUCUCUCUGUACACUCAUAUUUUUCUGGUUUCUUAGCUCUAACUCAAUAUAUUAAUAAGAUUUAUAUUUUGUUUGACAUUAUUCAGAUGUCAUAUUUUAUAUUAAAUGAUUCCCUCAGCAUGAUUCUACUUUUAGUAAGCCAGUGCAGAAUACUAAUAUAUAUAUAUAUAUAUGUAGAGAGAGAGAGAGAGAGAGAGAGAGAGGAAUCAGCUGACUGAGGCUCAGUCCUAAGGGCUCUGCAGUCACCUGAUUACUCUGAACCAUCUUAAGUGAAGAGAGCUGAUUAGAUACAUUUGGAGGUCCAUUCUGUCUCAUUCAUAGUCUCAGUGAAAUGAACUUUAUUCAUAACAAAUAAUCAAAGUAGGUUUUUUACACCAAAUGCUACCCAGGCGGUGCCGUAGCACAUAUAUAUGCCUGCUACAGUUAGCCACUUAAUUUCACCAAGGAGUUUUCUGUUACUGAAACAAGUCACCUAUGCUCACGGUGCCUCAGUUUCCUCAUGUGUAACAAGAGGAGAAUUUUGAGCUACCUCCAAAAACUAUGAAUAAUUGAUUUUUUUUAAACGCACUUUGAAAAUAUAAGGGAGAAAAUGAUUUUUUAGGAUACCCUUACCUAAUACAUAUAGGUAGAAUUGGAAGCUGAAAGUAGGUUAAUUUUUUGAUAAUGUAUUGUUCCUGUUACAGAUUUCAGUAUAUAUAUCAGGACACUAAACACUGAGGAUUGGCAACUUUAUCUCAUUCAUUUUGUAAAAUUUGGAAAGCCAAAACCAAAUCUAAAUGAUCUUAAUCAAAAUUUAGCAUUUUUACCUACAGAGAUGCAAAUUGGUCAAAAGGAAAUGUGUAUAUGAUGUUUGUGUAUAUACUGUAUGUGAUUUGGGGGCACUAAAGCACAAACAAUUUCCCCAUAAAAUGGACCUUCAGGAAAAAAACUGAAUAAGCAUAAACUUUUUUCACUUCAAAGGAGCAUUUAGCAAGCAGCUUCAAAUCAGGAUGUUGGGUUUGUGGUGGAUUAGUUUUGAGUGUGUUGCCCUAAUGGGUGUGAUCACCUUCCUUGCUGUUUCACGCUGAAUGGAAAAUUCAUCUCUUACCUCUGCUCUACGAAACAAGCUAAAGUACCUCUUGAUUUCUUCUCUGUCGAAUGCCUUAACAUUAUUUUUGUAUUCACAUGUACCAACUGAUGGUCUCUAAGCACCUUAAAGUAUGUGCUAGUUCCAUUUAAUUGGGCCUGCCUCAGAUUUCUAGGCUGCCUCACAAGUUUUAAUUACCAUUCACAUUCUUUCUACUUUGAUGUUUUAUUACUAAGAAGUACGUUAAGCUUCAUCUCUCCUUAUAGAAUCUCGAGUUACUCCCAUUUUAUUUUUUAGUUAUGUCUACAUUUUGAAGGGUUUAUCUGCAAAAUGAAAAAGAAAAUUGAAAAAGACAAAUACAUUCUCUUCCCUUCAUUCAGUCUAAUGUACUUCAUAAUACCUUUUAAUCUUCUUCAAGUCAAUUUCAUUUUCCUCUUUGAUUAGCUGGCAUCAUUACCAAUGUGAGACAUUACUGAAGUUUCCCUUUUUCCUGUGGGAACUGAGGAACACUGACAUUCCUCAUUGCCCAAGAGAUGGAACCACCAAUUAGGAGAAGUCGCACCUAAUAAAAGCCAAGGUGUGCCACGAUCUACAGAGAUAAAGAUCUGCUUGUGCAUUUUCAUUAUGUAAUUCUUUCUGGGUAGUUAAAAGGACUCCCCCUCUUUCUCCAGCAUUUUGACAUUUCAGGGUCAAUGCUCUGAUUUCCAGGAUAUGUGAUUAUUUAUUCAAACUAAUAGAAGAAGAAAAGAGGCAGUUUUAGAAUUCAAUGCUGCUAAAGCACAUUGAAACCAAAGCCCAGUUUUUAAUGUGUGCAUUUUGAAUAUAUAUUUUUGGUAAGGAAGCAGACUAAAAAAUUAUUAUAAAGAAAUGUAUCUUUCAGGGAAUUAAUACUUAUGUUUCCAUCACUGAUAAAGAAAAGUAUUAUUCUUAGUCAUCAUAUGUACAUUACUAAUGUAGCCACUUAGGAAUUUACAUGUUUUCAUCUCAAUAUUGAAUCCUUUUUCCACUGUAAAAAUAUUUCUUUCAAGUUUGAGUUCUGUAUCAGGAUAACUGUGAAAACACAUCUUUCUGUUUGAGGAUUUUGACUUCCUGUGGAAAUCCAUGUAUUGACCAAUGGAAUUUAAAGUCUAUUAAAGCUUUGCCUUAAAUACUUGA